Molecule: messenger RNA, 720 nt
Organism: Lolium rigidum
Lineage: Eukaryota; Viridiplantae; Streptophyta; Magnoliopsida; Poales; Poaceae
Product: F-box/LRR-repeat protein At4g14103-like
Exons: 1
Coding region: 1-720 (239 amino acids)
Molecular function (GO): protein binding
Source: RefSeq, a predicted model, not a curated record
AUGGCCACCCCUAGAGUCAAAGUGCGAAAAUGGCACAACACCGAGCUGGAGGCCGGCGUCACACUCACACCACCGGCGAGCGAAGCCGGAGGAGGGCCCGACCAAAUCAGCAACCUGCCCGUCGACGCUCUCCGCAGCAUCGUCUCGCUGCUCCCCACCAAGGACGGCGCCCGCACCCAGUCCCUGUCCACCCGGUGGCGCCACCUCUUCCGCUCCGCCCCGCUCAACCUCGACGUCGAGCUCCGCCGCGAGGACGAGCCGGCCGCAUCCAGCCUCGUCCCCCACAUCCUCGCCGACCACCAGGGGCCUUGCCGCCGGCUCUCCCUCACCUGGUACGGCUACAAGUGCGACAUGGUCCCCGCACUGCUGAACCGCUGGCUCCACUCGCCAGCCCUCAACGGCCUCCCCGAGUUCCAUCUGCGGCACAACCGCACGGCAAACGGCGAGGAGGACUUGUGGCGAGCGCAUUACACGCUGCCGCCGUCCGUCCUCCGGUUCGCGCCCACCCUCCGCAUCCUCAGCGUCAAGUGCGCCUGCCACAGGAUCCGUUUCCCCUGCGUGGCCGGUGGCGAUGUACAGUUCCCCCACCUCAAGCAGCUCACGUUUAAAGGUGUCAUCAUCUCGGAGGCCGACCUCCACGGCGUUCUUGCCGGAUGCCAUGUGCUGGAGAUUCACAGCAUCACCAUUGGAUGGUCGACAUUCACUGGUUUGAUGAAGUGA